UCUUUUCUUCUUCUUCUCUCUCUCUCUUCCUACACCAAGACAAAUCAGCCUGUUUCCGCCCGAAGCCACCCUUAAAGCCGCUGUCCGGCCUCCGAUUGGCCUUAUGUUUACACGGAAUUGAAGCUCCGCCUCUCCUAUUGCUUUCUUCUGGUAUAUUUCCUAGAAACAAUCCUGAAAGAAGCGAGACUGGAAUCUUAGUUUCCAAGUGUCCUUAUUCCGAUCUCGGAAUCGCACCGUUGGAUCGGCCCGAGACUAACAUAUAUCCUUAUCCGCCUCAACCGCUACUUGCUAACGGUUCAGAUUGGUCAAUAAAUACUCCGAACCAUUAGAAAUCCUCUUGCCCGAUUUUGAGGAAGGAUAGACACUUAACCUGUUGAAGAUUCUUAUAGUGAUCUCUGUAUUGUUAAAUAUCUGACAAGAUUGGAGGAACCAAAUUAACUAGCCAUAUUUGUACUUGUACCCGGAGUUUCUCUUCUACUCUGGUGUCAAGUAGUAAGAAAAAAGCCACUGCAUCCUGCAAGAUUUGUUGUGGUAGACCAUUAGUUGCUGGGAUAGGGUCUGUGUCUUCAGGCACGAUGAGCACAGUAGGCCUGGACCUCACAAGUCCUAUGGAUCCUGACCUGACUUGGAAGAUAGUUUCAAAAAGGAAAAGGAGUAUGAUGAGACGAACCAGGAGACCGGUUGCUAAAAUCUUGAUGCUGGGAAUGGUGCUAGCUGAUAAAAAUGCCAGGACAGUGGAGCGUGUCAUGGUUUCAGAGUCAGAGAAGGUUGGUGUGGAUGUUCUAGGAAGGCGCUUUUGUGAAAGAGUAGAGAAUGCUCCAAUCAAGAAAAGGAGAUUUGUGUUCCGAUAUCCGUCGCCACCACCUCCAUUGACUCCUUAUUUGCACCUUGAAGCCUCUGAACAGCAUGUAGAUUUUAUACCUGCUUCAAAUCAGAAUUUUGGUUCAAACACUGAACAGGGGCAACAACUCAUGAAAUCGAAUUGUUCUGCCAAGUCAUAUAUUGCUAGUGUCGGUGAUAAGAAGAUUUCAGAGGUAAUAAAUGGUGUCGAAGAUUUCUCAGGGAUUGAAAUACUUGCAGCUGCUGCUUGCAGUGAUAGCAUCUGCAAUGAUGUUACUGAAUAUGAGGGGAAUCCAUUAGUAGAAGAGCCAACAGUGGAGAGGAUGCAGUCUUCAGCUUCUUCAACUCAUUUGGAAGAAAUUACUGCAUCAUUGGAGGCAGCAUGUAGCUUUCGAAAAGAUUCGGUAAAUGAAAGUAGGUCUCAGGGUUCAUCUUUCCAAGACAAUUCCUUUGCUGUUUUGCAUGAAUUUCCUAGUGACAAGGAUACAGAGCCAGAAAGUCUUGUUCCUUUGCCAGAUAAUAGGUCACUCUGGGAUUUAAAUGUUUCAGUGGAUGCUUGGCUUUGUGAUGGAGGGACUGUUGAUACUCAAAAGGAUUCUUUUGCUAAUAUUUCUGGGAGAAGUGAAGAGUUGCAGAUUACAAAACCUCAAGAUAUAAAAAAUGAAACUUUGAAUGAAGAGGUUUCAUCUGAUGUCGAUGGGGGUGAUAAGAUGACUUCAGACUUGAGAACCAUGCCUGUUGAGACUGACGACUUGAGUACAGAGAAGCAGGAAUCUGAAGGAUGCUCUGGUUAUGACUCAAAAUCACACUUGCAGAUUCAGGAACCUCUAGAUAUAAAAGAUGAUACUACAGAUAAAGUCGUUUCAUUUGAUGUUGUUGGAGAUAAUAGGAUGGCUUCAGACUUGGGAACCUUCCCUGUUGGGACCGAUGAUUUGAGUGAAGAGAAACAGGAGUGUGAGGGAUGCUCUGGUUUUGAUUCCCACUUGCAGACUAAGAAACCACAAGAUAUAAAAAAUGUUGCUACAUACGGAGUGGUUUCAUCUGAAGUUGAUGGGGUUAAUAUGAUGACUUCAGACUUGAGAACCAUACCUGUCGGUAGUGAUGACUCGAGUACAGAGAAACAGGAAUGUGAAGGAUGUCCUCGUUAUGAUUUACACUUGCAGACUAAGGAACCUCAAGAUACAAAAGAUGAUACUACAAACAAAGUAGUUUCAUCUGAUGUUGAUGGGGGUAAUAGGAUGACUUCAGACGAGAGAACCAUGCCUGUUGGGACUGAUGACUUGAGUACAGAGAAACAUGAAUCUGAAGCAUGCUCUGGUUAUGAUUCACACUUGCAGACUAAUGAACCUCAAGAUACGAUACCUGAUACUAUGAAAGAAGCGGUUUCUUCUGAUGUUGAUGGGGGUAAUAGGUUGACUUCAGACACGAGAACGAUGACUGUUGGGACUGAUGAUUUGAGUACCGAGAAACAGGAAUCUGAAGGAUGCUCUGUUUAUGAUUCACACUUGCAGACUAAUGAAUCUCAAGAUACAAAACAUGAUGGUAUGAGAGAAGUGGUUUCACCUGAUGUUGAUGGGGGUAAUAGGUUGACUUUAGACUCAAGAAUAAUGCUUGUUGGGACUGAUGAUUUGAGUACAGAGAAACAUGGAUCUGAAGGAUGCUAUGGUUAUGAUUCACAUUUGCAGACUACGGAACCUCAAGUUAUAGAAAAUUACACUACAAUCCCAGUGGUUUCAUCUGAUGUUGGGGGUAAUAGGAUGACUUCAGACUUGAGAACCAUUCCUAUUGGGCCUGAUGACCUGAGUACAGAGAAACCGGGAUCUGAAGGAUGCUCUGGUUAUGAUUCACAAUUUGAGGAUGGGGAGUUGAGGGAAUCAGAUGUUCAGUAUUGGGAGGAAGCUGAACAGGGGGAUUAUGACGCUGAAUUUGAGGAAGAAAGAUCAUUUGGCUUGGAAGCUGAGAGUGGUGAGCAGGAACUAAAGGUAGAACGAGGAUCAAAUAUGGAACUAACUGCGAAUUUUAAAAGUUGUGAAUCCGGGGAGGCUUUGAGGAAAAAUUCAGUGAGCUUGAAGAUUAGAACUGUGGAAGUGUCUGAUGGUGAAAGUAUGAAAAUUGACUGCUUGGAUGGGUCUAAUUAUGAUCUUCGAGUUGAUAUAUCCAAGGUAUCAAAACGGGAAUUGCUUUCAUGUGUUGAAGGAUCAUUUUCCUCUGAUGUUCAUCAGAGAAGCAGGUUUGACAGUUUCAAUGCUUCGUAUCCUCGAGCUGGAAGGGGCGCUGGUUCCGAGAAAUCUGCAGGGAGUGAUGGAUCUUGUUCACAUAUUCGUGGAAGAAGCCCCAGAGGUGCUCACGUUUUCAGUCCUUCAGCUAAUUAUUGGGAUUCUAAGCGGCGGCAUCCACCUAUUUCUGAUUUCCCUGAUAAUAUUGGGCGCCCCAGACCAAAAUGUGUUUUUGGGAACCGAGAAUAUCUUACAGGCACAGACCAAAUACCUUCGGAAGCUGCUGGUACUGCAAGACCUGGCCACCGUAUUAGCAGGCAAUUUAUGAGUUCUUACAGGUCACCUGUUAGAAGGAGAUCACCAACCGAAAGAGUUGAUUCUUACAGUAUGCAUCCAAGGAUUCCAACCGUAAGAGAUACUAGUCCUGAUCGGAGUAGGUUUAGAAGACACCCGCAAGGGGAUAGUAGAGGCAUCAGAGAUGAGUAUCUCAGGCAUAUUCCUGAUGACAGCACACAAUACCUGAGUCGCAUGCCACAUUGUUUAGACAGGAGAGGAAGCAUUUCCCCCCAUGGUGGAAGACAUCAUCACACCAUACCUUACAAGAGAGCUCGAUCAAGAUCAAGGAGUCGCUCUCCGAUUGGUUGGUUAUCGAGGGAUCGAAAUGAGGGUUCAAGACGUCACAAUAGGUCACCAGAUUUUAGGUCUGAAGCUAGAAUGGAUAGAGUGAGGCUGCCAUUGACAAAGCGAUUUGGUGCAGUUCAUGGAGAGUUCAUUUCCCCACCCCGAAGUCAAGUUUCACCGCAACGAAAUUACAGGAUGUUUGAGGAUCGUAAUCCUGGUUUAGACUAUUUGAGAGGACGAAAAUCGUAUGCGAGGAUGCAGGACCACAGGUAUGAUCAAGCGCGGCCCAUUCGGAGAUUGAAUCCAAAUGAUUACUUUGACCCCACGAUUCAACGUAGAAGAUUUCUUGAUAGAGCUGCUGGUAGUAAAGGGUGUAAAUAUGAAGUCAGUGAUGAUGGUAAACAUGGCAGCAGGUAUGCAAUGAUUCAUCGGGUGAGGUGUUAUGAUACAGAUGGUGGAGCCCGCCGGCUCCAGUAUAAUGAAGAAGAUUCAUACAUGGCUAAGAACUCGUUAACCGUGACUAAUGCAACUGGGGUCUCAUCAAGUUGCCCGGAGGAUGCUGAUGCUCCUAGGACAGCCAGUGAACAUUGGUGAAUUUGGAUUAUGCAACUGUGAGAGGGUUUGACUGGAAAGGGAGAUAUGAAAUCUAGAACCGGUAAUAUCCCUCUCUUUACCUAAUCAUAUGCUUGUAUUUGGCCGGCGGGUGGGAAAUUUUGGUUUGGUUUUUUUUCCAGUUUACCUUACCUGAUCAUAUCUAAAAUUAACAGGUUAUUAUUAUUUUUAUUAUUUAGGAUGAGUGUGCUUUUUCUAAUUCGAUAUCGCACGGAGGGAAUUCAUGUUUA
This is a messenger RNA of Hibiscus syriacus, 4519 nucleotides long. RefSeq lists its product as uncharacterized. The record is from RefSeq and is a predicted model, not a curated record. The transcript is spliced from 5 exons. The coding region runs from base 576 to 4271 and encodes 1231 amino acids. Lineage: Eukaryota; Viridiplantae; Streptophyta; Magnoliopsida; Malvales; Malvaceae.